Molecule: messenger RNA, 3652 nt
Organism: Hippocampus comes (tiger tail seahorse)
Lineage: Eukaryota; Metazoa; Chordata; Actinopteri; Syngnathiformes; Syngnathidae
Gene: dcun1d3
Product: defective in cullin neddylation 1 domain containing 3
Exons: 5
Coding region: 578-1558 (326 amino acids)
Biological process (GO): protein neddylation
Cellular component (GO): ubiquitin ligase complex
Molecular function (GO): ubiquitin-like protein binding; cullin family protein binding; ubiquitin conjugating enzyme binding
Source: RefSeq, a predicted model, not a curated record
UGCAUCGAAAUGCCCGUAAAGAAGCUCCUCCAAAAGGGGGAAGCACAAAGAAAUAGACUGUCGUGUAUUUUACUGUAGUUUCUCAACUCGCUUCGCCAUGCCAAGUGUAAUUUUAGUGGAAUUACUAUGACACGUCUUAAACGUUAAGCGCUCUCCUUUCUUUUCCCCUACCGAGCUGCCACCGCUAUUAGAUUUUGCAAGUUUUUUUUUUUUUUUUGCUGCUUGCUAGCUGGGCGAGCUAAUGUGAGUUAACGCGACGAAUUGGCCUUCAGUUCUUUUCUGGUCGUAUCGGCCAAUAGUUAACCUUAUUUUAUUAUCACCGAUAUAUACUAGAUGGGAUUUUUAUCCGAUUGCACGUCACUGGGACUUCAAAAAAGUAUUGCCGAUAUCAAGGUCACAAUGAUGGCGAAGCAUAGAGAGCGACUGAUUUGCAGCCAAUGCAAUGCAAUGGAUUGUAUGCUUGAGGGUAUGUUGAGACAUUCGGACGGGCCAGAGCAGAGGCGUCUAGGUGGUUCGGACGGGGACUGAAGGGAGGAGGAGGGGGGGGAUCGACAGACGGGCGAGCCGGGAGAAAGACAUGGGCCAGUGUGUCACCAAGUGCAAGAACCCGACAUCCUCGCUCGGCAGCAAGAGCGGCGACAAGGAGAGUGGCUCCAAGUCCCACAAGAAAAGCAGCUGCAUGGGUAGCGCCGGAGGCCACAAGGAAGAGCCCAGCGCCCCGUGCGCAAAAGCCGGCGGCGAGCUGUCCAAUGGCACCAAGGCCCUGGAGGCUUGCGUGGAGACGCCCAUCAUCUCGGCCUUAAUGGGAGAACCGCGCAAGGCGGACAGCCCGGAAGGGCUGUCCAUCAAGCACAUCGAGGAGCUGUUCUCCUGCUAUAAGGACGAGCAGGAGGACGCCAUCUUGGAGGAAGGCAUGGAGCGAUUCUGCAACGACCUGUGCGUGGACCCGGCUGAGUUCCGCGUGCUUGUUCUCGCCUGGAAGUUCCAGGCAGCCACCAUGUGCAAGUUUACAAGGAAAGAGUUUGUGGAGGGCUGCAAGGCCAUUCAAGCGGACAGCCUCGAAGGCAUCUGCUCGCGCUUCCCCUGCAUGCUGCUGGAGGCCCAGGGUGAGGAGAACUUCAAGGACCUGUACCGCUUCACCUUCCAGUUCGGCCUGGAUGCCGACGAGGGCCAGCGCUCGCUGCAGCGCGACAUCGCCAUCGCGCUGUGGCGCCUCGUCUUCACCCAGGACAUGCCCUUCAUCCUGGAGCACUGGCUGGACUUCCUGGCCGAGAACCCGCCGGGCAUCCGGGGUAUCUCCAGGGACACGUGGAACAUGUUCCUGAACUUCACGCAGGCCAUCGGGCCCGACCUGAGCAACUACAGCGAGGACGAGGCCUGGCCCAGCCUCUUCGACACGUUUGUCGAGUGGGAGUUGGAGCGCAGGAAAAGAGAGGAGGAACGAGUGGCGAUGGCGAUGCACGGCGAGGGCACGCCGACUCGGACGGAGUGUUCGCUGAGCCUGGACAGGCUCGAAACGGACGGCGGCAGAGGAUCACAGACGUGGGGGGGCCACUGACCAGCAAACACGAAACGUUCGGAAGGGAGAGGAACCUUGGCUUUGAAGUGAACCAUUCGGGCGAACGUUCGUAUUAUCAUACAGCUCAGCAUUUCUGUUGGGAUGGGAUUCCUGCUUUGCAGUUUUGUUUUUUUUAAGCGUUUUUGAAAGGGCUCUGUGAACUGACAUUUUAAGCACUUCUAUUUAAGUUAUUGCUCUACUCCCCCCUUUUUUUUUUGGUUUUUUUUUUGUGAGACAUUUUUACUUGCACCGUAUCUGUUGAAGGCUUUGUUCAAAAGCAAAAAAACAAAGAGCUAUAACAUUAUUAACCCCCAUUCCUUGGUUUAGAAAUCACAGUGGCACCUUGAGAUACAAGCCGUCAAUUGCAUGUGUUUGUUUUACGAUACGAGCGCUGCAUCGUGGCAGCGAACAACUCUCACUUCACAAUAUACGACGAUUAGGUAAUUGAAGGCUUCAAGCUGUUUAUUGCCAGUUGAAGUUUUAAUGUCUCAGUGUAGACGUUCAGCCCACUAACUUAAUGCUAAUUGAUGUUGCUGUGCUCGAACCAUUUACGCAAAUUAUUGAACACGAACAGCACAGAGCACAUCAUCAGAUAUGAAUAGAACUCAGUUAUGUUGUUUAUCCUCUGCAAAGAUCGACUAAUAGUGCCAUACUGAUGGCUUGGGUGGGGUUGAGAUGCACAAUGUUUUUGUUUGGGGGGGGGCCAGGGAGAAAUUUGUAUUUUGUGUUCCAAACAUGGUCACAAAAUGCAUGAAACUUGUAUCUCAAGGCACCACUGUAGUCAUUUGCAUCUGGUAACUGCUGAUUUAUUUUGUCAUCUUCAAAAAAAAAAGGGAAACUGGGACUAAACGUCAACCCAUUUUUGGAAAUGCGAGGGUCGUCCUGAUUGGUCUCGUGGUUGUAAUUGCUUCUGUCUUGCGGUGCUGUGAGGAUGGAUUAGUUGCACUUGCCUUGCCUUGGCCACUUUUGGCAAACAGAAACAUACAAUUAUAUUCCAAGGGCAUUUUCUAAAUGGACAAAAUUCCUUUGACACUUUUGAUUCACUGGAAAUCCUCCUUCCAAGGUAACAGACUCAUGUUUUUCCAACACCCGAAUGAGUUUGAGGUUUGCAGUGCUCCCCAUCGACCUCUCACGUCUACCCAAAUGUCUGUUUCCUUUCAAGAAGCAGCUAAGUGUGUAAAAACGCAAUGACGCUGCCUUUUACUUGCAACCCAAACGAGCAAAAGCUACAGCAACAUCUCGGCCGAUUCCCGGUCGAGAUGACGCUGGCUCGAUCCCGUUGCUUUUGAAAGAUGAAUAUUGUUUACCUCCAGGCCGUCCGGGGUUUGACAGCCUGUACACAAACGCACAACAAGUGCACACUUCGCAAAGUUGACCGGUGGCGGUUCUAUUAUUGCACAAAACUACGGCCUGCUAAGUUGCUACGCUGUUGCUGAACUGCAAUGCUGUCUUGUCAGCCGCAUUCAUUCAAUUGAAACCCAUCACAGAGUUGACUUGGGUAUGAAAAGCCGCGUGCGGGUGUGUUCAAUAUCCUUGAUAGCCAGCUUCAGGACCAUGUACACUAUAGUAUACGCUUUGUUCUCACUAUUAAGACACGCGCGCUAGUAGAACAACUGUCUUACAAGUAACAGUCAGCAAGUCGUUCUUCUAGUGGUCUGAAUUGUCUUACUGGUGAGAACACAGACUACUAGUGCAUCAAGGAUAUUAUUGCUCAAAACGGCUUUCCAUACGGUGGCGUUAAUGAGCGUCUGCAAUUAAUCCUGUGGCGAAAGAGUGUGACCGUAACCUGAUCUGUUUAGUUUACAUCCACAACGGUUUUAUUUCAGACCUCAUUUUAUCCCUUCGUUUAUAUAAAUUGUAUUGAUUUCUAAAUAAUAAAUAAACAGUGUUCAACUUCUGACUGUUGACACUGGACGUGUGCAUUUGAAUUGAUGGCUUUUGGGGGCGUGUCGUCGACCUAUGCGGCUCUCCUGAUUGGUGGAGUGCCAUCCUGGUAACCGGCCAUCACAACAUAGCGGACACAUGAGGAAAAGAAGCAAGCGAAUUGAUAAGCAUUUGAUUAUUUCUACGACCUCGACGCGCUCGGCAGAGGCG